Salpingoeca rosetta is the source of this 1731-nucleotide messenger RNA. RefSeq lists its product as uncharacterized. The transcript is spliced from 3 exons. Bases 6 to 1418 code for a protein of 470 amino acids. The record is from RefSeq and is a predicted model, not a curated record. Lineage: Eukaryota; Choanoflagellata; Craspedida; Salpingoecidae.
CUGACAUGUGUGCGCGUAACUUGGGACGGUGUGCUGAGUUUGUGUGUGUGAGUCGGGCACACGCCUCAUCAUUUCCAACCACGAUCCACACGCCAAGUAAAGCAGUACAAGCCAUCGCAGCAAAGACAACAACGACAAGAAGUAGCACAACCACAGCCAUGGGUCGAGGAAGAAGACAAGGACAGCAGCGCAAGCAAGAUGCAGCAGAGGACACAGGCGGUCGGCGAUCGGGUGGAUCCAAGUUAUCAUCCAGAGGCCGAAGACGGGAGUUGGCGCAGGACACAAUUCGCAUCAUGGACGUUAAGAAGUACAACACGGAUGACGGCGUGGAGCACGACAUCACAGCCAGCCUCAACGCUGCAAUCCAGGGUACGCGCGUGUAUCUUGAUGAGCGCAAGUUCAAAACGCCCCCGUCCAACCCUGCCCACAUUCUGGGCUGUCCCGACGUGAAGCAAUGCAACGCAUCGCCACCUGCAGGCACAGCAGCGACCACCUUCGAGGUCACCGACGAGACGACAGUGGCUGCCAUCGAGCGACUCGGCAAGACCUACAAGCGCAUUGGCGUGCUCAACUUUGCCUCUGCACGCAACGCCGGCGGAGGCUUCCAAAGGGGGUCGCUGGCGCAGGAAGAGUCGCUUGCCCUGUCGAGCGGGCUGUUUGCCUGCCAGACAAGUCCCAUUGGCGAGCCGUACUACACGCUGCACAACAAAGUGCGCGAUACACGCUACUCCAACACCAUGCUGUACUCUCCUGCCGUCCCGUUCUUCCGCCACGACGACGGCGACCUCUGCGCACCGUACCCGGCUGACGUGCUCACCUCCGCUGCGGUCAACGCCGGCGUGUGCAGGAAGCGUGGCAUCUUCAAUGCGGAGAUUGUUGCGCUCAUGCGCGAGCGCAUUCGCCGUGUGCUCGCCGUCUUCGCUGCCGAGGGCAACGACGUGCUUGUGCUCGGGGCCUUUGGGUGUGGCGUGUUUGGCAACAACCCACACGACGUUGCCAAGGUGUUUCGCCAGCACCUGCAGGACGGCGGCGCGUUUGAGUCUUUGUUCAAGCACGUGACCUUUGCCAUUCCAAACAGGGACAAGGGCGCGAAUGGCCUUUCGUUCGUGCGCGUGUUUGCAGACACGUACGAGCCAAGCAGCAGCGAUGACGACGACGACGACGACGACAGCGACAACGAGGCCCAUGAUGUAGAGCUUGGACAUGCUGAUGCCAAUGUCGGCGAUGCUGGCGAUGCUGGCGAUGGUGAUGGGACGAUCAGCCAGUCAGAAGGUGCUGGCGAUGGCGAUGGCGAUGGUGAUGGUGAUGGCACCAAGCAACCACAGCAGCAGCAGCAGCAGCAGCAGCAGCAGCAGCAGCAGCAGCAGCAGCAGCAACAACAACACAGCUCAUGGGCAACAAGUGGAGACUUCAAAUGAAUUGCAAUGGACUGCGGGUGUUGCUGUCUCUUCUGAUCUUGGGUGUCAGUUGUGCAUGAAUUCAUUUAAUGGCGUGGCGAUGUACAUCUUGUUGCUGGCUUGCGCGCUUGCUUGUGCUUGCUUGUGCUUGCUUUCAUUACCCAAGUGAAUGAACAGUGGAGUCUUGUUAGAAAUGCACGUGCAUCCGCACUGACGCACGCCCAGGGCUGCGUCAUCACAGCAUGCGCUGUACAAAGUUGAGGCCAACCUGCAGGGCGCUGCUCUUCCCAUCGUCUUCAAUCUUCAUCUGUCAAUAAACACGGGUCGGAAGAAA